UAAUGAUAAAUAAAGUGCUAAAAAUACCCGUUUUAUCUGAAAGUUGAAUUUUUGUGAUCGUAGGCGUACUCCUGGUGCAUAAACGUGGCGGAAAAAUGCAGAGCUGAUAUCAAGGAUAAUCGGUACAAUUAGACUUGUUGCAAUCACGCAUUUACAGUUACAGAAUCAUUAAGAAUGGCCGAAAAUAAUAACGCCCCAUCGAAUCCGAAUCCGCAUCCGCAUCCGCAUGCCAACAGACCCCACAGAGGUAAUCCGCAUUACAGGAACAGCUCAAAUCGGGGUCGUAAUGUUGAAUAUCGCCCUAAUUAUACUGAUGAAGAAAUUAGACCAAACUACAGGAAGGCUCAGAACCUCUUUGGAGUCAGAGAUUUGAGGGAGUUCUUGGACAAAAAGCAUGAAGAAAAUACCAAAGUAGGCCCCCCUCCAGAUCCACCAAAUAGUUUAUUGAGAGAACCCCAAAGGGAACAAUUUGAUAGACAACAGAGAUCUCCAAGGAAAAUACCUAACAAGGAAUAUUAUGCAGAUAACAAGUAUCACCCAAACCAGACCAGACCUCAUGAUUCAGACAAUAAGGAUCCAAAUCAACGAAGACAAAGUGAACAAGACAAGAAUCAGUAUUAUGCAAAUCAAGACAAACAUGUAACUUUUGAGAAUGCCACAUCUUCCAGAGAAACAAAUGACAAUCACAGUAAUAGAGGAAGGCCUUUCAGGGGCAGAGGUAGAGGCAGAGGACAUCACUCACCUCAUUCCCCAACUGUGGUCAAUCCACACAAUAUCAAAGUUGAAUUCACUACUUCAACAGGUGAGAGAAACUGUAGCAUGCAAGAAGAGAAGAUUGCUGAAUUCAAGCAUGUUCCUGACAAGAGGCACUCUGAUGAGAGAAGGAGUUUUAGAGGUAGAGGUAGAGGAAGGGGCAGAGGUCGCGGUAGAGGUGGUUAUCGCAAAAACCCCACUCAUUCCCAAGGCGACCAGUCCCAAGCAGCUGAAAGUGGCAAUCCCGACGAAACAGCAGCGAAUGCUGAUGAAGCGACGGCCGAAGAUUUUGACGAAGAAAUUCCUAAUAACGCGGCAGAAGAGGAAAUUCCUAGCAACGCGACAGAAGAGGAGAUUCCUAAUAACGCGGCAGAAGAGGAAAUUCCUAGCAACGCGACAGAAGAGGAGAUUCCUAACAACGAGGCAGAAGAGGUGACAGCCCACUACCAGCCAGAGGCUCAGAGGAAAGUGGUGGUGAAUGAAGAUACUUUAAAGGUGAAAAUCGAUAACACCGCAUCUAAUGAAGACGCAGGCGAGGAUGAAGUUGAUGACGAUAAACCCGAGGUACAAACAAAAGUCCAGGUAAACAAACAGACAUUAACUGCCCCUAAAGAUGAUAUUAAAACUGACGAGAAUGUGAAACAGGAGGAUGCGGUACCAGCAGAAAAGAUUGACGAAACUGCACAACAGCAAACGCCGGAAGUUGAGAAAGAAAAAGAGUAAUGAUGGGUAUUUAUGAGACACACAUAGGGGAUUUACCAAGUCUAAAUCCUCUAUGUGUAAAUAGAUUGAUGCAUUAGGCAAUAAGUUUAAACUUUUAGGUCAAUACCUAAGUGCCUUUAAAUAUAUGGCUUUUUAAUUGUGCUUGUUUAGACAUGUUUAUGCAGUUUUAUUUAUAGCUAGUUUUAAAAUAUGUGGUGGUCAGUUUAAUGAUUUAGAACAAUUAAAUGACUUAAGAUUAACUGAAGGCUGUAUUUUAUAGUCGAGUUAGUUUAUGAUGGCAAGACAAUUAAUAAAAUGAUUAAAGAGGAGAGAAUGUAUCUUACCCAAUUUCAUUUACAACGUCUUGAUAAAUCUACAUCUCUAAUGUCCUAAAAAAUCAACGUUAGUGGAUGUAGGUGAAUACUAACAUAUAUUGUUCAUUUUAUUACUUACCUUGUCAUCAAAUGUCGACCCUAUUUUAUAUUGCAAUGUGAUUUUUUGUGCAUUACUAUUUCAGUACUGUGUAAUAAUUAGUUUUGGAAAUUGCAUUACAUUCACAAAUAUUCAUAUUCUUAAUCACAAUUUACAUGAAUGUAUUUAUAAUAAUAUAUUUAUUUUAUUAUAAAAAUAUUUCUAGGAUUAAGGAUUUAUAAAAUAACAGUGUAUUGUAAUUUCUACUUAAACUAAAUCGAGUGUGAUUUUGUGAUUUUUUUUGGCAAAUUUGUUAUUUAUUAAAUUUUUUAUUAUUU
Molecule: messenger RNA, 2204 nt
Organism: Aethina tumida (small hive beetle)
Lineage: Eukaryota; Metazoa; Arthropoda; Insecta; Coleoptera; Nitidulidae
Product: zinc finger CCCH domain-containing protein 4
Exons: 6
Coding region: 175-1476 (433 amino acids)
Source: RefSeq, a predicted model, not a curated record